AUGGGAAACCGCUUGGGGUCGAAGCGCCAGGCUGGGCGGAGGCGAAUUUUGUUUCUCUUCCUGCUGUCUUUGUUCCGCCUGGCGCUUUUGGAGCAAGUCUGCUACGCUAUUCCAGAGGAGCUGGCCAGGGGCUCGCUGGUGGGGACCCUCGCCAAGGAUCUGGGGCUUGGCGUGCGAGAUUUGUGUACACGGAACCUGCGGAUUAGUGCAGAGAAGAAAUUCUUCACAGUGAGCACCGAGAACGUAGACUUACUUGUGAGCGAUCGUAUAGACCGAGAGCAGAUUUGUGGCAGGAAGUCGAUGUGUGUUCUGGAAUUCGAAAUGGUCGCUGAAAAGCCUUUAAACUUUCAUAUAACCGUGGAGAUUCAAGUCAACGACAACCCACCGACCUUUAGCCGAAAUGUCACUGAGCCGGAAAUCAGUGAACUGGCCCUAACUGGAGCCACCUUUGCCCUGGAAUCUGCACAAGAUUCAGAUGUAGGUGUCAAUUCCCUGCAGCUAUACUACCUCAACCCUGACCCUCAUUUCUCUUUGAUCCGGAAGGAGAACCCAGACGGCAGUAGGUACCCAGAACUGGUAGUGCAGGCUCCCCUGGACAGAGAAGAGCAGUCCUGCCACCACCUGGUCCUCACGGCUGUGGAUGGGGGUGAGCCAGCCAGAAGCUGCACUACGCAGAUCAGGGUAGUUGUGGCAGAUGCAAAUGAUAACCCCCCAGUGUUCACCCAGGACAUGUACAGGGUCAGUGUUCAAGAGAACCUACCCCUGGGUUCCUCUGUGCUAAGAGUGAUGGCCACUGACUUGGAUGAGGGCAUCAAUGCUGAGAUCACCUACACUUUUAUCAAUAUUGGUAAGGCAGUGAGACAACUGUUCAAGCUGGACAGUGAAACAGUGGAACUCACCACUGGUGGAGGACUGGACUUUGAAGACAGAGGGAGCUACACAAUUGGGGUGGAAGCAAAGGAUGGUGGACGUCACACUGCGCAUUGCAAACUACAAAUAGAUAUUUUGGAUGAAAAUGACAAUGCUCCCGAGAUAACCCUGGAUUCUGAAUCUAAAUAUAUACAAGAAGAUGCUGAGCUGGGGGCUGUGGUUGCCUUGAUCAAAACACAUGAUCUAGGUUCUGGAUUUAAUGGGGAAAACUUAUGCCAACUAAAAGGAAAUUUCCCAUUUAAAAUAGUUCAAGAUACAAAAAACACAUACAAGCUGGUGACAGAUAGAGCCUUAGAUCGAGAGAAGACUCCAGAAUACAAUGUCACUAUCACAGCUACUGACAAGGGCAAGGCGCCCCUCUCCUCUAAAAGAAGUGUCACGUUGAAAGUCGCUGAUGUCAACGACAAGGCUCCGGUUUUCCACCAGGCCUGCUACGUGGUCCACGUGGCCGAAAACAACCCGCCCGGCGCCUCCAACGCCCAAGUUAGCGCUUCAGAUCCAGACUUGGGGCCCAACAGCCACGUCUCCUACUCCAUCGUGGCCAGCGACCUGGAGCCGCGCGCGCUGUCGUCCUACAUGUCCGUGAGCGCGCAGAGCGACGUGGUGUUCGCGCAGCGCCCCUUCGACCACGAGCAGCUGCGCGCCUUCGAGCUGACGCUGCAGGCCCGCGACCACGGCUCGCCCGCGCUCAGCGCCAACGUGAGCCUGCGCGUGCUGGUGGGCGACCGCAACGACAACGCGCCCAGGGUGCUGUACCCGGCGCUGGGGCCCGACGGCUCGGCGCUCUUCGACACGGUGCCGCGCGCCGCGCAGCCCGGCUACCUGGUCACCAAGGUGGUGGCGGUGGACCCCGACUCUGGACACAACGCCUGGCUGUCCUACCACGUGCUGCAGGCCAGCGAGCCCGGACUUUUCAGCGUGGGGCUGCGCACGGGCGAGGUGCGCACUGCGCGGGCCCUGGGCGACAGGGACGCGGCCCGCCAGCGCCUGCUGGUUGCUGUGCGCGAUGGGGGACAGCCGCCCCUCUCGGCCACCGCCACGCUGCUCCCGGUUUUCGCGGACAGCCUGCAGGAGGCGCUGCCGGACCCCAGUGACCACUCUAAGCCCACUGACCCCCAAGCUGAGCUGCAGUUUUACCUGGUGGUAGCCUUGGCCUUGAUCUCAGUGCUCUUCCUCCUGGCAGUGAUUCUGGCGGUUGCCCUGAGUUUGCGACGCUCCUCCAGGCCUGCCACCUGGAGUUGCUUUGAGACUAAUUUUUGCUCCAAAACUGGACCCGGAGUUCUCCCCAACUAUGGGGAAGGGGCUUUACCAUAUUCCUACAAUCUGUGCGCCACACAUUCCUCAAAGACCGAGUUUAAAUUUCUCAAUAUAAAGCCUGAAAAUGCUCUUCUGUAUAUUGAGAUUCUGUAUAUUGAGAUCUUCUGUAUAUUGAAGCCUCUUGGCUUGAAAGUACCAGUAAUGACAAUCCCCAAAUUGCUUGUAAUUCAGUCAAUUUGCAACAGGUGA
Molecule: messenger RNA, 2436 nt
Organism: Lagenorhynchus albirostris (white-beaked dolphin)
Lineage: Eukaryota; Metazoa; Chordata; Mammalia; Artiodactyla; Delphinidae
Product: protocadherin gamma-B3-like
Biological process (GO): homophilic cell-cell adhesion
Cellular component (GO): plasma membrane
Molecular function (GO): calcium ion binding
Source: RefSeq, a predicted model, not a curated record